UUGGUAAGAGCAACCCACUCUAUUCAAAAAUUUCCAAGAAAUAAAACAAUAUAUAGCUAGCUUGGCUGUAGGUUUGAUAUUCAUGGAUAACAGAGAGAGUAUUGUUGCAAACCAAGAGGAACUAAAAGAAGAUGAUGUUGCUGUAGUUAUAGUCCCAUUAAUUCUUCAAAGCCAUCUCCGACAGCUUCUCCAUUUGGCCUGCCGAAUCUCCUCCUACGGUCUACCAGUCUACUAUCUUGGCUCAGCCACCUCCAACAGUCAAGCUAGGCUCCGGUCAACUACCUUAAAUCCUUCUGACAUAGCCAAGAUCCACUUCCAUGACCUCCAAUUUGAUACUCAAGAUCCUCCUCCAGAUAUCCCCAUACAUGUUUGGAAUGCUUCUAUGCGUUCACGUGAGCCCAUUGCUUCCUUCCUUCGAGAUAUCUCGUCUAAGGUAAGACGAGUCGUCGUUAUUCACGAUCUUUUAAUGUCUUAUAAUAUUAUGGAUAUUUCUUCCCUUCCCAAUGGAGAAUCCUAUGUAUUCUACUGCCUUCCCAUUUUCGAUAUGUAUUGUAGUCACUACGCUGCAGUAGCGGGGUUGCCCAUUCCACUUGAAGAAGAACUUCUUAAGAAGUUACCAUCUAAUGAUGGAUGUUACAACCCUGAAGAUGUCAUGCACCAUUCAAAACUUCUGUCACAGUGUACAGGCUUCAACGCCGGUGAUAUCUACAAUACAAGCCAAGUAAUUGAAGGUAAUGCUUUUAUUGACUCGAUGGCACAUCUCGCAAGCAUACAAAACAAGAAGCUAUGGACACUAGGACCGAUUCAGCUCCCCAUACAAGAUCUUGCUAUCCUAACCGACCACCUAUGUUUGGAUUGGCUAAACAAACAACCUCCAAAAUCAGUUCUUUAUGUAUCUUUUGGAACGUCCACUUCAUUUUCAGCUGAACAAAUCAAGGAGAUUGCAAUUGGUUUAGAGCUAAGCAAACAGAGGUUCAUAUGGGUAUUGAGAAAUGCUGAUAAAGGAGAUCCCGUUACUAAUAAAUGCGAAGAUAACAGAACAGUACUACUUGUGUUGCCUGAAGGAUUUGAGGAAAGGGUAAAAGGCGUGGGCUUAGUGGUGAGAGACUGGGCACCCCAACAAGAAAUCUUGGCUCAUUCUUCUACCGGUGGAUUCAUGAGUCAUUGUGGCUGGACUUCUUGCUUAGAAAGCAUUAUUGCAGGAGUGCCAGUAGCUGCUUGGCCUAUCCAAUUUGACCAACCAAAAAACAGUUUUUUGCUCGCAGAAAUAUUGAAAAUAGGCCUGCUUGUUAGGGUGUGGGAGAAACGAGAGGAGCUAGUGGCUGCAUCCACCAUUCAGAAUAUAGUGUGCAAGUUAAUGGCAUCAGAAGAAGGUGAUAUGAUUAGGAAAAGAGCACAAGAACUAAGCGAGGCUAUAAGGCGAUCCACAGAGAAAGGUGGUGUUUCUCGGAAGGAGUUGGAGUCUUUCGCGGCCCAUAUCACAAGAUAGAUUACUUGUUUAAAAUUGUUGCAUUGAGAUUGCACCAGAAAUAAAACAAAAUAACAACAGCUUGUCUUUAGCAAAAUGCGAAUUGUUGCAUCUUCUGAAUGCUAUUAUUAUUUAUUUAACGGAAAAGGUUUAAAAAUA
Molecule: messenger RNA, 1627 nt
Organism: Capsicum annuum
Lineage: Eukaryota; Viridiplantae; Streptophyta; Magnoliopsida; Solanales; Solanaceae
Product: zeatin O-xylosyltransferase
Exons: 1
Coding region: 83-1489 (468 amino acids)
Molecular function (GO): UDP-glycosyltransferase activity
Source: RefSeq, a predicted model, not a curated record